Molecule: messenger RNA, 5815 nt
Organism: Corythoichthys intestinalis (scribbled pipefish)
Lineage: Eukaryota; Metazoa; Chordata; Actinopteri; Syngnathiformes; Syngnathidae
Product: solute carrier organic anion transporter family member 5A1-like
Exons: 10
Coding region: 223-2709 (828 amino acids)
Biological process (GO): sodium-independent organic anion transport; transmembrane transport
Cellular component (GO): plasma membrane
Molecular function (GO): protein binding
Source: RefSeq, a predicted model, not a curated record
AAAAAAAAAAAAAAAAAAAAAAAAAAAAAAGCCACAUCUCUGUUGGUCACUCGCCAGGCAGCCACCAAGCGAGGGACGCGGUCACUCGGACAUGGCCGCAUGACGAUUUAUCGUCUCUUCGCUUAACGUGUCAACUGCAGACGCCAUGGCCCCGUGAGGCGCCUGCCCUCCCGCAGCGUGGUCAGCCGGACCGCACCGCACCGGAGCGGGCGGCGGGUCGCCAUGGAGGCCGACUCGUCCCUUCGCAAGGAGGACGGCGGUUCCAGCGAGGCGGAGGAUCCAGGUACGAGCCGCGGGAGCGCGGAGGAGCCCCGAGAGGAAGACGCCUCACUGUCUGCUUGGGUCACGGCAGAGGAGAGCACCCGCUUCAUCGGUCUGGGCCGGGCCCCCGUCCCCGCGCCGGCGCCCCCGCCUCAGGCGACUCCCGCGUCGUCCGCCGGCCGCCGUGAACCCUUGGCGGCGGCCGCCCGGCGCUGCCUGGCGCCGGUCCUGCGGGACUCUCGCUGCUUCCUCUUCUGCAUGUGCUACCUGACCUUCAUCCAGUCGCUGAUGGUGUCGGGCUACCUGAGCAGCGUGAUCACCACCAUCGAGAAGCGCUAUAGCCUGCGCAGCUCCGAGUCGGGACUCCUGGUCAGCUGCUUCGACAUCGGCAGCCUCCUGGUGGUGGUCUUCAUCAGCUACUUUGGGGGGCGGGGCCAGAGGCCGCGCUGGCUGGCGCUGGGCGGCGUCUUGAUCGCGCUGGGCGCCGCCCUUUUCUCCUUGCCGCACUUCAUCUCGCCCGCCUACCAGAUCCAAGAGCUGAACUCGUCGGCGGCCAACGAGGGUUUGUGCCUGAGCACCGACGCCGGCCGGCGGGAGCGCACCGACGUGGCGUCCUGUCCGCGGGACCGGGAGGGACACGAGCACAACCUCUACGUGGCGCUCUUUAUCCUGGCGCAGAUCCUGGUGGGCAUGGGAUCCACGCCCAUCUACACGCUGGGGCCCACCUACCUGGACGACAAUGUCAAGAAGGAAAACGCUUCGCUGUACCUGGCCAUCAUGUACGUGAUGGGCGCCCUGGGCCCGGCGGCGGGAUACCUGCUUGGUGGCGUCCUCAUCGGCUUCUACGUGGACCCCAAGACGGCGGUUAACAUCGACCAGAGCGAUCCCCGCUUCAUCGGAAACUGGUGGAGCGGCUUCCUGCUGUGCGCGGGGGCCAUGCUGCUGAUCAUCUUCCCCAUGUUCGCCUUCCCCAAGAAGCUGCCGCCGCGACACAAGAAGAAGAAGAGGAGGAAAAAGCUGGGCUUGGACGACGCGUCCAGUGACGACGACGUCCUCAAGGAGAAGAGCAACAACAACAAAGCCGUCACCUCCUCCAUGGGCUUCGGGAAGGACAUCAAAGACCUUCCCAAGGCGGCCAUGAGGAUUCUGAGCAACGUCACCUUCCUGUUCGUCAGCUUGUCGUACACGGCCGAGAGCGCCAUCGUCACCGCUUUUAUCACCUUCAUCCCCAAAUUCAUUGAGUCGCAGUUUGGUAUCCCCGCGUCCAGUGCUAGCAUCUACACGGGCUUGAUCAUCGUGCCCAGUGCCGGCGUGGGCAUCGUGCUGGGCGGCUACAUCAUCAAGAAGCUGAAGCUGGGUGCCCGCGAGUCGGCCAAGCUGGCCAUGAUCUGCAGUGGCGUCUCGCUGCUCUGCUUCUCCACGCUCUUCAUCGUGGGAUGCGAGAGCAUCAACCUGGGCGGCAUCAACAUACCUUACACCACCGGGCCGACGCUGACCAUGACGCAGAGGAACCUGACGGGCGGCUGCAACGUCAACUGCGGCUGCCGAAUCCACGAGUACGCUCCCGUCUGCGGCUCGGACGGCAUCACCUACUUCAACCCCUGCCUGGCCGGCUGCAGCAGCGUCGCCAACGACAGCGCGGGCGUCCGCAACUACUCGGAGUGCGCCUGCGUGCAGAGCCGGCAGGUGAUCACGCCGUCGUCGGGCGGCGCGGGCGGCAACCAGCUGCAGCUGGUCAUCGUCAAGACCUACCUGAACGAGAACGGACACGCCGUGUCGGGAAAGUGCGACCGCACCUGCGGGACCCUCAUCCCCUUUCUGGUCUUCCUCUUCAUCGUAACGCUCAUCACUGCCUGCGCGCAGCCCUCCGCCAUCAUCGUCACGCUCAGGUCGGUGGCGGAGCAGGAGCGACCGUUUGCAUUGGGAAUGCAGUUUGUUCUACUCAGGACACUCGCGUACAUCCCCACGCCCAUCUACUUCGGCGCGGUGAUCGACACCACGUGCAUGCUGUGGCAGCAGGACUGCGGCGUGCACGGAUCGUGCUGGGAAUACGACGUCACGUCGUUGCGCUUCGUCUACUUCGGCCUGGCCGCCAGCCUCAAGUUCCUGGGCUUCCUCUUUAUCUUCCUGACCUGGUACUCCAUCAAGUACAAGGAGGAGCGCGUGGAGCGCUGGCUCAAGCGCCACCUGUCGCCCGCCGACACGGUGGGCGGCCUGGUGUGCCACCCGGGGGGCCGCAAGGGCCACGCCCGCACCCGCUCUUGCCCCGUGAACAUCCCGCGCAGCGAGCACGCCGCACCGCCCCCCGCCUGCGCGCCACCCGGCGCCCUCAACCGCGGGGUCAGCACCCAGAGUUGCCCCGGGAACGAGUUGAAAGCAAUAACGCCGCCGCCGCCCGUCCCGGCCGCGCCGGCGCGCUCGCUGGAACAGGUGGCGCUGCGCGUCUGAGACUUUUCGGGGACACUUUUCUUCGGCCCGCCUUCGCGACCGCCGCACAAAUACGCCGGCGUGGACCCGCUACCGUCAGAAGCGCCCGCUUCGCUUGACCGGAUUCAAUUUGUUUCCAUGCUCAGUCAAUGUGAGAGGUACCAAAAGGAGUCGGACCAUGUUUUGGUACCAAAAAUAAGGUGCUAUGAAAUGGUCACCAUGCCUAAAAAUGAAAAAACUGCACUUAGAAAUCGAAUUUGGCACGCAAAUCUGACGUGUAUUUUUUUUUUUUUUUUUACCAUUUCACCAAAACAAUGCAUUAGUGACAGCCCACUUUUUUCCCUAUCAGUUCUGGUUGUGACAUCACAACCGGGAUUAACCAUCAUGUCUAGCUUUCUAGUGCUGCGUUAGCUAGUUAGCUCGCUAGGACAUGUUGGCAGGAUGACUUAAGUCACAUGGUAACAAGAGAAUGAAAGCGGUGUCCAUGUUGCAUUAUGGGAUAUUUACACUGAAAGACAUGCAGACAUCAGCCUGCAAAAACCCAUAAAUAAGCCACAGACUAUAAACCACAUCGUUCAAAGUAACGAUUUACAGUCCAACAAUUAUUUUUUUUUUUUUUCACUCAUUGAGACAGACUAAGAUACUUUGGUUGACUUUGGAAUUUUGUUAAACUUUAGACAAAAAAUGUCACUUUUUGCCACUGUUUUACAGUGUUCCGGUAACCGAAUGGCAGUUUUGGUCCACUUCACAACUUUUGACAAUGAAAACAAGUACCGAAACAACACAUUCUUGUCUUUUGGCUUCCAUAGAAAACAAAUGUGGAUGUUCUUUUUUUUAAAUCACUUUUGAUUUUGUUUGUAACUCAUUGGCUACCAUCGACGGCAAUAGACGUUCUGCUGUCAACCCUCCCGCUUCAAAUGAAUUGGACAUCUACUACUGACAUUUAAUGAGUUGUUAUUCAGUUUUUAGGAGCCACACGAUUGGAUGUCUAUCAUCGUCAAUGGCACUGAACGAGUUAAGAAAUUUGCUGGAGAUGUAUGGAGGUAGAUUUGUGUCUUUGUUAUUCAAUCAAAACAAAAGUUGCUUCAAUCCAAAAAAAAGUCGCUUCAGUCAAAAUAUAUCAUUUCAAUUAAAAAAAAAAAAAAAGUCACUUCAAUCAAUCAAAAAAAAAAAAGUGAAUGCAAAAAUUGAAACUAAAAAAAAAAAAUUGAAUUGCAAUUGAAAACUUUAUUUUUUUUUGAUUGAAACAAUUUUUUUGAUUAAUGUUGUUUUGCAUUUGGGCCAAAAAUUAUUCAAUCAAAAAAUAAGUUGCAUCAAACAAAAAUUUUCAAAAGAAAAAUCACAUCAAAAUUUCAAUCAUAGAAAAGUUUUUGAAUGCAAAAAAAUAUUUGAGACCCAACAAUUUGCAUUUGAACACUUAAUUCUUCAUUGAAAAUGCAAUCCUUUUUGUUUGGGCCAUACAACCACUAGCAAAAAGUAUGGAAUCACCAGUUUCGGACAAGCACUCACUCAAUUUUAUCAUGUAGAACACACUCUGAUGAAAGAAGCUUGAAAAAAUGAAUUAGUUCAAAAGUGCAACUCUUUAGCAUUCAGAAACACUAAAAGCAACGAAUAAAAAACAUUGUGGUGGUCAGUAAAUGUUAAUUUUAUAGAGCAAGUGCAGGGAAAUAUACAGUGCCUUGCAAAAGUAUUCGGCCCCCUUGAACCUUGCAACCUUUCGCCACAUUUCAGGCUUCAAACAAAGAUAUAAAAUUUUAAUUUUUUGUCAAAAAUCAACAAGUGGGACACAAUCGUGAAGUGGAACAAAAUUUAUUGGAUAAUUUAAACUUUUUUAACAAAAAACUGAAAAGUGGGGCGUGCAAUAUUAUUCGGCCCCCUUGCGUUACUACUUUGUAGCGCCACCUUUUGCUCCAAUUACAGCUGCAAGUUGCUUGGGGUAUGUUUCUAUCAGUUUUGCACAUCGAGAGACUGACAUUCUUGCCCAUUCUUCCUUGCAAAACAGCUCGAGCUCAGUGAGGUUGGAUGGAGAGUGUUUGUGAACAGCAGUCUUCAGCUCUUUCCACGGAUUCUCGAUUGGAUUCAGGUCUGGACUUUGACUUGGCCAUUCCAACACCUGGAUACGUUUAUUUUUGAACCAUUCCAUUGUAGAUUUGGCUUUAUGUUUUGGAUCAUUGUCCUGUUGGAAGAUAAAUCUCUGUCCCAGUCUCAGGUCUUGUGCAGAUACCAACAGGUUUUCUUCCAGAAUGUUCCUGUAUUUGGCUGCCGUCAAUUUUAACCAUCUUCCCUGUCCCUGCUGAAGAAAAGCAGGCCCAAACCAUGAUGCUGCCACCACCAUGUUUGACAGUGGGGAUGGUGUGUUCAGGGUGAAGAGCUGUGUUGCUUUUACGCCAAACAUAUUGUUUUGCAUCGUGGCCAAAAAGUUCAAUUUUGGUUUCAUCUGACCAGAGCACCUUCUUCCACAUGUUUGGUGUGUCUCCCAGGUGGCUUGUGGCAAACUUUAAACGAGACUUUUUAUGGAUAUCUUUGAGAAAUGGCUUUCUUCUUGCCACUCUUCCAUAAAGGCCAGAUUUGUGCAGUGUACGACUGAUUGUUGUCCUAUGAACAGACUCUCCCACCUCAGCUGUAGAUCUCUGCAGUUCAUCCAGAGUGAUCGUGGGCCUCUUGGCUGCAUCUCUGAUCUGUUUUCUCCUUGUUUGAGAAGAAAGUUUGGAAGGACGGCCAGGUUUUGGUAGAUUUGCAGUGAUCUGAUGCUCCUUCCAUUUCAAUAUGAUGGCUUGCACAGUGCUCCUUGAGAUGUUUAAAGCUUGGGAAAUCUUUUUGUAUCCAAAUCCGGCUUUAAACUUCUCCACAACAGUAGCUCGGACCUGCCUGGUGUGUUCCUUGGUUUUCAUAAUGCUCUCUGCACUUUAAACAGAACCCUGAGACUAUCACAGAGCAGGUGCAUUUAUACGGAGACUUGAUUACACACAGGUGGCUUCUAUUUAUCAUCAUCGGUCAUUUAGGACAACAUUGGAUCAUUCAGAGAUCCUCACUGAACUUCUGGAGUGAGUUUGCUGCACUGAAAGUAAAGGGGCCGAAUAAUAUUGCACGCCCCAAUUUUCAGUUUUUUAUUUGUGAAAAAAGUUUA